AACCUUAUCUUUUCCCCCUUUCUUCCCUCAAAUCUCUCGUCUCGUCUCCCGUCGGUGCCGGCGGCUGCAAAUCGAAUAGACGGCCGGCGGAUCUCAAGGAGCUGAAAGGGAAACGGCAAGGCUGAUGUCAGGGGCUACAUCUCCCUCCUCUCUUUGAUUUUCUGCAAGAUCGGAGAUGGACAAAAAAACAAAGAUGUUAAUUUGUGCGGCAGCAGCACAAUGGUUUAUCAAUAUGAUAGCUUUGAUUGUCCAAUCUAGAAAAGGAAAAAGGAGAGAGGCAAUUACAUAUGCCCCAAUUGAUGAGAGAGAUAGGAUGAGAAGAGAGUACUUUGAUAACAAAGUAUGGAAGAAUGACACAACUUGUGUGAACAUGCUUAGGCUUCGGAGAGCUCCUUUUUUUCGGUUUUGUCAACUAUUUAGAGAUCGCAAUUUGCUAAAGGACACAAUCCAUAUGUCCAUUGAGCAACAAGUAGCAAUGUUUUUGCACACUGUUGGUCACAAUGUUCGGAAUAGAGUAAUUGGUGGGAAUUUCAGUAGAUCUGGUGAAGUUGUUAGCCGCUAUUUUAAAAAAGUACUCCAUGCAAUUGGUGAGCUUCGAGAUGAACUUAUUAGGAAGCCUUCAUUGGGGACCCAAAAGAAAAUAGAAGGAAACCAUCGGUGGGAUCCAUACUUUAAGGAUUGUAUUGGAGCUAUUGAUGGUACACAUGUACGUGCCUCUGUUACACUUGAUAUGGAGGCUGCCUUUCGUGGUAGAAAGAAAUAUACUACUCAAAAUGUGAUGGCGGCUGUUGAUUUUGAUCUUCGAUUCACAUAUGUGUUGAACGGUUGGGAGGGGACAGCACAUGAUGUUGUAGUUUUACGCGAUGCUUUAGGACGUGAAAAUGGUCUACGUGUCCCACAAGGAAAAUUUUAUCUAGUUGAUGCUGGAUAUGGAGCCAAACCAGACUUCUAGCCUCCUUUUCGUGGCGUGAGGUACCAUUUAAAUGAGUGGGGAAACAAUCCUGUGCAAAAUGAAAAGGAGCUGUUCAACCUUAGGCAUUCUUCUCUUCGCACAACUGUAGAACGGGCAUUUGGGUCAUUGAAGAGAAGAUUCAAAAUCCUUGAUGAUGCCACACCAUUCUUUCUUUAUCCUACUCAAGUAGACAUUGUUGUGGCUUGUUGCAUUAUUCAGAAUUGGGUUUUAAAUGAUGGCAUUGAUGAAUAUAUCAUACCCGAGGAUGAAUGGGUGGCCAAUAUCACUCAUGCUUCAUCAUCAACUGGCCAAGCACAAGAACAUGCAUACAUGGCUAAUUUUAGGCAAGGACUUGCUGAUCAAAUGUGGGAAGACCGACAAAACUAUUUGCAGCAUCAAAACAUGUAGUAGCUACUAUGUCAUUCAAAUGUGGGAAGAACUAUUGUACUUUAUUUGAACUAUGUGUUUGUGGGAAUUUCAUUGUAAUGACAUAUUACUUGUUGUAAUGACAUACUAUUAUUGUUGAGUUGCUUAUUUUCUCUCCAAG
Triticum dicoccoides is the source of this 1499-nucleotide messenger RNA. Its product is annotated as protein ALP1-like. Lineage: Eukaryota; Viridiplantae; Streptophyta; Magnoliopsida; Poales; Poaceae. The transcript is spliced from 5 exons. Bases 176 to 952 code for a protein of 258 amino acids. The record is from RefSeq and is a predicted model, not a curated record.